Messenger RNA from Lodderomyces pseudojiufengensis, 915 nucleotides. RefSeq lists its product as uncharacterized. The record is from RefSeq and is a predicted model, not a curated record. Lineage: Eukaryota; Fungi; Ascomycota; Pichiomycetes; Serinales; Debaryomycetaceae. The coding region runs from base 1 to 915 and encodes 304 amino acids. The transcript has a single exon.
AUGACUCGAAAUUUUAGUUCACCAUUAUUCAAACAAUUACCAAAAUUUAAACAAUCACCAAUAUUUAAAAGACCAUAUGCUACAAGAUUAGCAGAAGAUUCACCGUUUGAUCAUUUACCAAAACAUACCAACAAGAAAUGGAUAAAUUGGAAAACAACUACAUUAUUCUUCUUAUUAGGAAGCUACUUAUCAUAUAAUGAAACAUUAUUCAAUUUAUAUGAAUCAAUGACUUCUAUAGAUUAUGAUGAUUCAAUACCUAAAAAUAACACAAUCCCCAUUUUAAAAUUAGAAUAUCAAUUAAAAAAUCUACCAAUAUAUCAAAAGUUGAACCACCCAAAAAACAAUCAUCAAUGGUAUAAACUAUCAAGUUGGGAAAAUCUAGAUAGAAAUGUUUUAGAUAAUCAAGAUUUUAAAUCAAAUACAAGUAUAAAAAAUCAAGAUGAAUAUAAAAAACCAGAAUUAACAAAUCAAACUCUUAAUAAACCAGGUGGAAUCUUGAUAAAACCAGUUACUUUCCAUAAUAUAGAUACAGAUGAAGGAAUAUCAAUAAUUCAUGCAGGUUAUAGAUUAUGUGGUUAUCCUUUUAUAAUUCAUGGAGGAAUAAUAGCAACUUUAUUAAAUGAAACUUUUAAAAGAAAUGCUUCAUUAAAUCAAUCAACUACAUCAAAUUUAAAAGAUGAUUUUAAAGUUGAAAAUUUAACAAUAAAUUAUAAAAAUCCAACUUUUGCUAAUCAAUUUUUAAUUAUAAAAACUAAACAAAAACCAUCUCCUGAAAAUGAUAAAAGAACAAUUGUUUUAGAAAGUAUUAUUGAAAAUUCAAAGGGUAAAGUAUUAGUUAAAAGUGAAGCUCUUUUACAUGAUACUGGAAGAGCAUCUAAAAAAUCUUUACAAGCUGCUAAAAAAAGUUGGUGGUGA